AUGAAAAACUCACUUAGGUUUUUAAACUGUUAUGAAAAAGAUUUAAAUUAAUUGGAAACACCUCCUAUUAGAUCUAGACUUACAAAUUAUGAAAUUUUAAUAAAAACAAAGAAUUAUUUAGAUAAUGUGUUUUAUUAAAAGCUCGAAAAAUCUACUAUUCAUACACAAUAAAUUCUGGCUGCUAGCAUAUCCAAUAAUAAAUCAUUGGUUUUAAAUGAAGAAAGAAAUUACAGAUCAAGAACAAUUGAUCACCUUCCAUAAGAACUUAAGAUUGACUCUUAAUUGAGAUCAAUACCUGAAAAAAAAAUUAAAAUCAAAGAAUGCUCCCAAACUAAAUUAAAUUCAGGAGAAACAUAAUGUUCUCAAACUACUUUAAGACAAGAAACUGCUAGCUUUGUUAAGAAAGGAAUUCUAAAAUAUCAAAGUUCAUAUGAUGAUUUGAAUAAGAGGCAAAAAAGAAGUGUAAGUGUACAUUCAGGAAAAGCGUUAGAUUUAAUCUACCCAAUGAUAAUCUUAUAUAACUAAUGA
Paramecium octaurelia is the source of this 528-nucleotide messenger RNA. The record is from the annotation of a GenBank genome assembly. Lineage: Eukaryota; Ciliophora; Oligohymenophorea; Peniculida; Parameciidae.